This is a messenger RNA of Rhizophagus irregularis DAOM 181602=DAOM 197198, 1314 nucleotides long. RefSeq lists its product as uncharacterized. NCBI's taxonomy places the organism in Eukaryota, Fungi, Glomeromycota, Glomeromycetes, Glomerales, Glomeraceae. Gene Ontology annotation, cellular component: dynactin complex; cytoplasm. Gene Ontology annotation, biological process: mitotic spindle organization. The record is from RefSeq and is a predicted model, not a curated record.
AUGUCGAGCAAAUACAGUGCACUUCCUGAUAUUGACACUCAACAAGAUGUUUACGAGACACCCGAUUCCCCUGAUGAAGCCGAAGUCUCUGACGAUGGAUUUUUAAACGUGGAAGAACCUAAUGAAGAUAUUGUUCAGGACAAAAUUUCACUCAGCGAGGCCGCGGACAAGUUUAAGAGUAAUGAUGCGAAUGGUGAUGAUUCUGAACUUAAUCGAAUCACUCGCCAUAAGAAACAGAUAUACAAAAAAGUUGUCAAUCAGGCAUUUUUAGACACGACUGAAUAUGAGAUUGUUCCAAGAGAUCCUACAUUGCAGGAAACUCCGGUACAAAAACUGAGAAGGUUGAUGUUCGAAGUACAAGAACUUGGAGAGGAAAUUGAGAAAAAGAAGGACGAUGUAGCAUCACCUCAAAUUCCUCAGAAUAUAUUAUCAUCGCAUAUAACAAGCUUAAAUAACGAACUUUCACGCAUUAGUCAAUCCUUGGAUGGUGAUUCAGAUGACAAAGAUGGCACAAUAAUAAAACAAGCUGAAUUAGGCAAGAAAUUAAUCCAUCAAUUGCAAACAUUUAAAAAUAUGGGAAUGCCCAAGGAGAAUGGAAUCUCAUCGGGAGAAAAGGUCAAUGGUGAGGCAACAAACGGAACUGUAGAUGAGAGCGCUAAAAACAUGGUUACAUAUGAAUUGUAUUACUCGCCUGAAAAUACUAAACUUCACACUUUAGCUAAGACUAAUGAACUUGAUGAACGUAUUGCUGCCUUAGAAAAACUUGUUGGUACAGCUCAUGGUCAAAAUUUCGAGGAUCUUUCGAUUUCGAUAACGAAUACCAACCUUAUUGCGGCUAUGGAUAAGCUCGAUCAACAAAUGCAAAUUUUAGCACAGCCACGUCAUUUAGAAUCAGUUUCCCGAAAGGCUAAAACCUUGGUUGGAGAAUUGGAAAAAGUGAACGAGUUAAAAAAUAAAGAGUUAUCGAACGGCGGUAUCAUUACCUUUGAGACAGAGGAAAAGAUCAAUUAUCUUUUCGCUCUUUUGGAUAAAUUAGACCCUUUAAUGUCCAUCGCACCUGCCUUAGUUAAUCGUCUUAAAUCUUUACAACAGUUGCACCAAGAAGCUACUGUGUUUAGUGAAACUAUUAAUAUGUUAUCCGAUGAACAGAGUAAGAUUAGGGAAGAAUUGAAGAGUUUGGAUGAUGUUACCGAAAAACUUGAGAAAUCCUUUGAGAUCAAUGAUGCAACAGUGAAAAAGAAUGUUGAAAAUAUGGAUACACGUAUUACUGAUCUUGCACAACGCUUAGAUAAAUUGAUGGGAAAUCGGAAAUAA